AUAGUCUGGUAAAAGAUGCUGGUUGUCGUUGAUUAACACUUGCACUGUAGUCUGUAGUCUUAGGCUCAGUGUAUCGAAAUAGUGCUAAUAAAUCCAAAGAUAUAUAUCAGUAUCAGUGUAUAAACUUUGAGAGAACAGCUUUGAACAUAUCCGGAGAAACAUAACGACAAGUCUAGGAAUAACCAGGUAGCGUUGUGAAAGAAAGGAGUUGUUUUGCUUCCAACCACUUCUUGUUUCUUAAAACUUUCAUUCAACUGCUGAUAAUAUGAACGGUCACGUGCUUUUCCGCGCGCUUCUAAUGGAGACAUUUUUAUUAAUUUCAGGCCGUACAUUUGCUAGUACUUCUGUUGCUGCAUGUGGUUGUGAUCCUAAUUUGGAAAAAAGGAUAGAGACAGUCGAGAUUGUGACUCUCACUUUAAAUUUUAAAAUGAACAAUAUUAAAGCGCGAACAGAGGAGCUGGAAACUAGACUUGAAGUUGAAGCUAGCCAGAAACGACCAAGUAAGCAGGAAGAAGUUAAUGGAGAAAAAGAGCAGGAGAUGAGUGUUUUGCAGAAAAAAAUUGCUACACUAGAAGAAAAUAACAGAUCUUGUUUAAAUGAAUUAAGAACACUAAAGAAACAACUCGAAGAUGUCUCUAAGAAGUUAGAAUAUCAAUCACUAGAUAUAAUGAUGAUCAAAGAUACCUCAAUUUCCCUAAUAAAAUCAGUAGCCGAAUACAUAAAGAAUGAUACAGUUCAUGGACAUCCAGAAGAUUACAAUGAGGAAUCUAAACACGAUGAUAAGAAAGAUGUUCAAACGACGACAAUACCAGAACGUCCUGAACCACAUGAGAAUAAAUGGGACAAAAAAUACUGUGAACUGGUGACCUCUGAUAAAGAUCUACAUGUAUUUUAUCAGGGGAAGCCAGUAAAAAAUGGUCAUCGCGUCAAAGAUGGAGGUGAUAUUAUGUUAUUUUGUCUUCACGGAAAAACAGAAAACCAUCAGCCUGUCGUUAAGAAAUUGAUUUGCCAUAAUGGUCAGUGGAAUAAGAAGAUUCCAUCCUGUCCUUUUGACUCUG
This is a messenger RNA of Limulus polyphemus (Atlantic horseshoe crab), 1058 nucleotides long. RefSeq lists its product as uncharacterized. The record is from RefSeq and is a predicted model, not a curated record. The transcript is spliced from 2 exons. Lineage: Eukaryota; Metazoa; Arthropoda; Merostomata; Xiphosura; Limulidae. The annotation marks the transcript as partial.